Molecule: messenger RNA, 5541 nt
Organism: Neoarius graeffei (lesser salmon catfish)
Lineage: Eukaryota; Metazoa; Chordata; Actinopteri; Siluriformes; Ariidae
Gene: ccdc141
Product: coiled-coil domain containing 141
Exons: 25
Coding region: 205-5139 (1644 amino acids)
Source: RefSeq, a predicted model, not a curated record
CUCUGCUGGACUAAAAGCAGCUCCAUAACUGCAGAGUGCUGGCUGAGAGCGGGACAGAGCGCCCCGGGACAUGCUGCUUUAACAGAGCUUUUGUCUCCUCCCUGUGUUUGGGUUUGGACGUUUGUGGAAAAUUGCAGAGACGGAGAAAGGGUCGUGUUGUGGAUUACGGCAAGUUGCUGUUCCUGUGGACGAGAAAGGAGGAAAAUGUCCAGCGAAGGUGACCCAGGAGGACAAGUGUCCACCACAGUGCUGAGUACAGUGGCAGUGCAGGCAGGAGACACGCAGAUUAUUAUAGCUGUACUCAAGUGUGGAGAACUGGUCCAGCUGCAGCUAACUGAAGCCCAUCCAGACCUCCUGGAGAUCGGAAACAAUCAGGAAGAAACCAAGAAACUUCUGGAAGAUCAUGAUCAGCUUCUGGUCAAACUGAAGAGAAAUGAAGGAGGUGUGCGGGCACUGCUGGAGGAGGCAGAUAAGACGGCGGAGGAGAAGGAGGGGGAGGAGGACGUGUACGAGGCCAUGGCUCGGUCUCUCAGCGAGGCCUGGAAAAUGUUGGUGAGCCACCUGGAGAAACGGCGCUCACUCCUGCAACUGGCCUGCCAUUUCUACGACCACGCCCUGGAGUUUGCUGUGAGGAUUGAUGAAGCGGAGGAGCUGCAGUGGGCUGGACACGAGCGGAACCGUCACGUGGGUUUAACUGAGCUCAAGCACAAAUACAGCAGUGUGAAAAGAGGGCUUCUGCAGAAGUCCAUGCUGGCGCUGAAUAAAAGUUGUGAGUUGUUGGAUUUCCUGAAAAGCUUCGAGUCUGAAGAGGCUCUGCGGUACGGAGGCGGGGCACAUGGUGCUCGUAACAGCUACAGGAAAGUGGAUGGACUGAUGGAGCUACUGCAAGACCGACGCAGGGCAGUCGACAAGCGUCUGGCUCACCAAAUCCACGAUCAGGAAGUGAAUAACAGGAUCUCUGAGUGGGAGAGACAGGAACAGGAAGUAACAUGUUGGUUUAAGGAAAACGCCGACCCGUUCUUGGAAAUGAAUCAUCUCGGCUCAUCUCUGUCUGAAAGUGAGGAGUUACUGCAGGAGCAUAAAGAAUUUGAAUGCAAAGCCAAGCAGUGGACCCUUUCAGUUGAGCAACUUCUCCAGCAGGCAUCGGAGCUUCUUUCCUUCAGUGAUCAUGCAAAGUUUGACUCCAUCUCAGAAAAGAGUCAGAAUCUGCACAUCACAAAGCAGCAGUUGUUGGAUCUGAUGAUGUGUCGACUGGGGCAGCUGCACGAGAGCAACGGCUUCUUCAGGAGCGCGAAUAAAGCGUUUGAAACCCUGGGAACCAUCGAGAGCACCAUAAAAGGUUUGAGGACGCAGACUGUGCAGUUGACCGAGCUGGCUAAGGAGCACGAAGAGCUGCAUCGCAGGAUUAAAGAUGUGGCUGCUGAACCUCUUCAGCGAGGACAGCUCAUACUUCAGAAGCUCAGUCCACACAGUGCCCAAGUUGGAGGUGUGCAAAGGAUGCUGGGAUACAUCAGAGAGCGUGUGGAUGGGCUGAGUAAGCAAUGUCAUGCCUAUCGGGAACUUGCUGGGAAGAAACAACAGUUGCUGACCUCCUUCAGUGACCUGGAGGAAAAGAUCUCCAGCUGGAUUAAGACCAGUAAUGGCGUCUUAUCCAGCAGUACAGAGCCUGGUUCCUCACUCUCUGAGGCUGAGGAAGUGCUCAACAAACACCUGGAGCUCUCCACACAUACACAGCGUGUUGUAGCAGAGUCGGAUGCCACUGAGGGAAUGAUUGAGGAACUGAGGAAGCUGGAGUCCUCUGAAGCAGUGGAAGUCUCCAACCGGGCCUCUGUGCUGAGAGAGCAGCUAAAGACGCUGCAGAGGAACAUCUUGACAGGCCUCGAGAGCCUUAGGAGCUACGUGAGCUUUUUACGUUCUGCCAAAGAGGUUGAAGAUCUGGUUAAGACAUUGUUGGAUUGCUAUAAUAAAAGGCCAGAGGCAGAGGAGGAAAGUGAGGAAACAGGUGUUGCGAUGAAGGAAGACAUGGAUGCAAGAUGGCAGCUGUUCUUACAGAAGUUCCUCUCCAUGCAGGACCAGGGCAACAACUUUAUCAACUCAUCUACGAUGGUGGGUGAGACGCCGAGUCUGAAUGUCAAAGCAACAGUUUAUGUUGUGGAAAAGAUCACAGACAGUCUGAGCAGGAAGAAAGCCGAACUCACGGACCUGUGGACGUCAUGGCAGCUCCAUUACAGUCAACUGAGGUCGGUGAAGAAGCAGUGGAAAAAAUUCAAGGAUCACCUUAAAAAGGUUGUGAAUGAACUGAAGUCUCUGGAAGGAAUUCUUACUCCAGCGUCCAAACUUGACCUGGGAAGUGAUCUUCAAAGUGUAUCGAAACUGCAAGAGAGCUUCAACUCUACCAAGCCGCAGUUUCUACAACUGAACGCUGAAGUAGAAUUCCUGGUUAAGAUGUCGGAGCUGCUGUCACUGAAAGGAAUCCCAAUGAAAGAGAAAAAUGAGAGGGUCAGCGAGCUUCUCCUGGUGCACCAGCGUGUGAGGGAUAAAAUCCGCCAGUACGACACUGUUCUCAGCAUGGCUGUCAAAUUCCAUCAUGUUUAUCAAGAGCUGGACAGCCUGUUAAAGGCCGAGCCAUUGAAGGGAUCGAGUGAUCCAACUCAGGCCAAGAUCCAGCUCAGCCAGCACCAGGAGCGACAGAACCACAUCACGCAGCUUUACACACUGGCCGUCUCUCUCGCAGCUGAGAUCACCAGCACUGUCCAGCAACCGCAAAUGUUGGUGUUCUCGGUUCAGGAGAAGAUGGAGCGCCUACGACAGGGCAGUGUGAUCUGGGCCUCUCAGGCCAGCCGGUGUGAGGAGAACCUGAUAAGCAACAUGCACUACUGUAUGUUUAAAGAGGAGAUCGGCGAGCUCAGGGAGUCCUUUAAGGACAUCAAGAAGAAAUUCAACAAUUUGAAAUUCAACUACAUGAAGAAAAACGAGAAGUUGAGAAACAUGAAAGCUGUUAAAAAUCAGAUCCAACAAAUUGACAUAUACUUAGAAAAGCUGCAGAUUUUGAAGAUGAAGCUGCAGGCCUUUGCAGUAUCGAGCAGCAGCGAGAAGCAUCUAAUUGGCAGCAGUCCCAGAGAACUUGAGGAUUCCAUCAAUGAGCUACAGAGACAGGUGGGAGAUUUUGACAGGACAGUCCAGGACUACAAGCAGAACUUGGAACUCAGCAUGAAGCUCCAGCAAGCCAUGGAAGAGUAUGAGUUUUGGUGCGAGGAGGCGAGUUCCACCAUCGUGAGGGUGGGCAGAUACUCAUCCGAGUGCAAAACGAAGGAAGCCAUCAGUUCUCUGCAUAAGCAGUUUGAGAAGUUUGUUUGGCCCACAAUCCCACAGCAGGAGGAGCGAAUCAGGCAGAUCACAGAGCUGGCAGUGCGUCUGCAUGGUGCUGAGGAAGGGACGAGGUACAUGGAAAAAACUGUGAACAAGCACAAUGAAAUAGUGGAGUCAAUAAAGGAGUUGUCAAGUGGACUCAUCGACCUGGAGGCCAAAUUACAGGCUGAGUCUUUGAAAGCUCAGUCUGCUGAAGAAAACAAGACCUAUGAUACCAUAGAAACUCCGGAGGCGAAGGAGACGGGCCACACUCCUGAGAUCACGGGACCUGGUGGCACCAAAGACGACGUGGUCACCAAGAAAGCAGAAAGCAAAAAGCCACAGCUGUGCAAAUCGCAAAGCCAAGACACACUAGAACAGCCACAUCAAGUGCUCUCGGAGACACACAGCUACACCCAGGAGGCUUAUUCAAAGAGCACUGUGCAGACCAUCACCAGCAAGUCCACAGUGGAGAGGAAGGAGCAAACACACACCUCUUUCUCACACACACACAAGUUCAGUGUGUCCAGUUCUCCUGUGGAGAGAGACAGGAGGACCUGCACACUCCAGCAGAGCAAGAGACCGUCUCAGGACACUCCUUCACCUGCUCAGGGCGAGUGUCUCACACCAUCCAGCUGCUCAGAGAAACAGACAGCAGGUCUCCGAGCUCACCAUGAGAACUUCCAGAAUGUUAGCGGCUCACACAUUGCUGCACACACACUGCAUACGGAGGCAAAGAGUGAAGUGCCACUUCCAGGAGAAGAGGAACUUUUCUCCAGUGGUGCACCAGACUCUCAUUUACUCCCAGAUGGAGAGUUCCAUCCUGACAACCUGAGUGAAGAGUCACUAUCUAACGAUGAGUAUGAGUGCACCUCACCAGAUGACAUCUCUCUCCCUCCUUUAUCUGAAACCCCUGAGUCCAACAUGGUCCAGUCUGAGAAUGACCUAGAUGACAGCUACUGCGUGAGCUCCCACAGCCUCCACACAAGCCACUACAGCCAGCAGUGUCACUCCAGACAUGGCGACCCACUUUUCCCGUCCCCUACGACAGGCCCGGCUGGCCGAUUCAGAGCCGAAUCGUCCUCAUUUGUUCAUAGCCCGCUUACUGUUCUCACCCCCACACUGGUCUCCAGCACAAUCUCCAGCAUCUUAAAGAGUAGCAAGCCGAAAGGCCUUGCUGAGUGCCAGCAAACCGUUUACUCCAUGCAUGAGAGCCGGAUUGAGAUGCAGGAGCGUGUGCAUGAACCUGCCUCGGCCCGACACUCUUCUGUUGCUCAGGCUGGUAACACGCAUGCUUCCCUUAAACCAUUAACCUCAGACAAGGAGCCGGAGCUGUGCAAGCCCACGGCCAUCCGUGAGGAAAUAAAGCGCUCGAGCAGCGCUAGGGCCAUGGGGAACCUAGCAGCAGGGAACAGCCCUAACUUCUCCAAACACUUGUCUAAUGCCGUAGUAAUGGAGGGCUCUCCGGUGACCUUGGAAGUGGAAGUCACUGGAUUCCCUGAUCCUGCUUUAAAUUGGUUCAAGAACGGGCAGGAACUGCGCAGUGACGAGCGCAUGUCACUGUCCCAUAAAGAAGGCAAGCAUGUGUUGUUCAUUGAGAAAGCUGCAGAACGAGACUCGGGCCAGUAUUUGGUUCGCGCCUCAAACUCGGCCGGCACGGUUUCCUCCAGCUCCGUGCUGCAGGUCAAAGGUAAUGGCUGCUCUGACUUUGAUAUCCUCAAACUGGACUGGCAAACCUGCUUCGGCACGCUGUGUGUCCUCCUGUGGCUCCUCUACCUGCUGGUGUUAUAAUGCGCACACAGAUCCUGAAAACAUCCCUCCCACUGCCUUCUGCUGUUCACCUGCACUUGGUUUAUGGUUUCAGUUUUUUUGCACAAAACCGACUUCUAGAGGAAUAUUCAGGAGCAUGAAGGGUUUUUUUUCCUGUCACUUUAAAAGCUUAUCACUUGCUCACAAUCACUGGUAGUUAAUCUGACACCAAUAUGUUGAAUUUAUUUUUAAAUAUUUCUAUAUUAUAUUUGUUGAUCUAUUCUGUAAAUUCUAAUCAGUAUCAAUAGAUUUUAUUUCCCUCAGGAUAAGGUGUUUUACAGGUAUAUAAUGUUUUAUUUUAGAAUAUAUUCAUUGUUUUGUCGCUCCCACACUACUUUAUUUAUGUGAUCGGCUUCUUGUUCUUGGGGGAAAAAAGGUCUUUUU